UUUCAGGAUUGAAGUGGAUCUAGCGACGAAUGGAUGACUGAAUAUUCAUAUGAAGAGGAAAGCCAUAAAAGACAUCAGCGCCUUUGAGAACAGAAUGUUAAUGCUUGAUGGGAUGCCGGCAGUCAGAGUCAAAACAGAGCUGCUGGAAUCCGAGCAAGGGUCUCCAAACGUCCACAACUACCCAGAUAUGGAAGCUGUACCCUUGUUACUAAACAACAUGAAGGCAGACCCCGUGGAAGAUUCAUUAUCUACAGACCAUUUCCAAACACAGACUGAACCAGUGGACUUGUCAAUAAACAAAGCCAGGUCAUCCCCUACAGCAGCUUCAUCUUCACCAGUUUCCAUGACAGCAUCAGCCUCCUCCCCUUCUUCUACUUCUACUUCUUCCUCUUCUAGUCGGCCAGCUUCAUCACCCACAGUAAUAACAUCAGUAUCUUCAGCAGCAUCUGUACCAUCAGUAUUAACUCCAGGUCCUCUUGUGGCCUCUGCGUCUGGUGUUGGAGGCCAGCAGUUUUUGCACAUUAUCCAUCCAGUACCACCUUCAAGCCCCAUGAACUUGCAGUCCAACAAAAUGAGUCACGUGCACCGUAUCCCCGUGGUGGUACAGUCGGUACCUGUUGUCUAUACAGCUGUGAGAUCACCUGGGAAUAUGAACAACACUAUAGUAGUACCACUAUUGGAGGAUGGGAGAAGCCAUGUCAAAGCACAAAUGGACCCCCGAGGCCUAUCUCCCAGACAAAUUAAAAGUGACAGUGAUGAUGACGACCUGCCAAAUGUGACCUUAGAUAGCGUUAAUGAAACUGGAUCUACAGCACUCUCCAUAGCCAGAGCAGUACAAGAUUCAAUUUCACCAUUCAGUAUUGAGAGCACAAGGCGUCAGAGAAGGUCCGAGUCUCCAGACUCCAGGAAGCGGCGCAUCCAUCGGUGUGAUUUUGAGGGAUGCAACAAAGUAUACACAAAAAGUUCCCACCUGAAGGCUCACCGGAGAACACACACAGGCGAAAAACCCUACAAAUGUACCUGGGAAGGCUGCACCUGGAAGUUUGCUCGCUCCGACGAACUGACGAGGCAUUACCGCAAGCACACGGGAGUGAAGCCAUUUAAGUGUGCAGACUGUGACCGCAGCUUUUCCCGCUCAGAUCACUUGGCGCUCCACCGCCGCAGGCACAUGCUGGUUUGAGAAACGCUACCCGUUCCAGCCGAGUUUAAGAGCUGGGUCUCUUAACUACCCGGAGUGAAUUCAGCAGGGCUGAAUCCCCUUCUACAGUGUUAACAGACAGGGCUUUCUCUGAUGUCCGUAACAAAAAAAUAGUAACAGAAAUUUAAAAAAGCAGGAAAAGAAGUGCCACUCUUCUCCUCGCCAUCUGAAGUUAACCCUGUCUGCCCCUCAGCAUGGCUACCCC
Molecule: messenger RNA, 1403 nt
Organism: Charadrius vociferus (killdeer)
Lineage: Eukaryota; Metazoa; Chordata; Aves; Charadriiformes; Charadriidae
Gene: KLF12
Product: Kruppel-like factor 12
Exons: 6
Coding region: 50-1180 (376 amino acids)
Biological process (GO): regulation of transcription by RNA polymerase II
Molecular function (GO): RNA polymerase II cis-regulatory region sequence-specific DNA binding; DNA-binding transcription factor activity, RNA polymerase II-specific
Source: RefSeq, a predicted model, not a curated record